Molecule: messenger RNA, 786 nt
Organism: Octopus bimaculoides (California two-spot octopus)
Lineage: Eukaryota; Metazoa; Mollusca; Cephalopoda; Octopoda; Octopodidae
Product: outer dynein arm-docking complex subunit 2
Molecular function (GO): protein binding
Source: RefSeq, a predicted model, not a curated record
UGUAUUCAUUGCUUGGCCCAGGGCUAUUGCUGAAGACACCUGCUUAAUAUACUGCAUGGUGGCACUGAACCUAAAACUUCAUUGGCUGCUAAGUGGACGUCUUGACCAGAGGGUUAUGCAUUUCUGUGUCCCUCUACACAUCCCAGCCUGUACAGAUGCUGGUGAGAUGGUGCGUUCUUUUGUUGGUGGUUUAGAAUUAAUCGUGAAUCUACUCAAGUCAGACAACAUCGAGGUGUUGGCUAGUGUAUGUGCUGCCAUUGCAAACAUUGCCAAAGAUGAGGAGAACCUAGCUGUCAUUACUGACCACAAUGUUGUACAGAUGUUAGCAAAUCUUACAGAUACAACCAACGACCGACUACGCCAGAAUCUGGCUGAGGCGAUUGCACGCUGCUGCAAUUGGGGUCACAACAGAGUGUCUUUUGGUAAUCACAACGCUGUGGCACCACUAGUGAAAUACCUACAAUCCAGCCAAGAAGAUGUCCACCGUUCUACUGCCAGAGCUCUUUACCAAUUAUCGAAGAAUGCCAAUAAUUGUAUCAUAAUGUACGAAGCUGGAGUUGUCAAGCCACUUAUGAAGAUGGUCGGAACCACAGAUAUCAGUCUACAGGAAGCUGCUGCUGGUUGUAUUGGUAACAUACGUUGCCUGGCUCGCACUAAUGCAAACUGGUCAAGCUGAGCCACAUUGCAUCAAAAAUGCAGUUCAACAAUUUCAUUUGUUCUUACAUGUUAACUUGAAAAUUAAGCAAAUAAAGCUGAAAGAUUUAACCUUUCUUUUAAAACACACAA